AAAGGCACUGGCAGUCGUCGUUUGAGAUGAUCAUCCAAGAAACACUCACAGCAAUCAGCCAAAUCCUACAAUUACCUCCUUGUUCUCGUCCCAAUAGAAUUACUACCUCACCUCCUUGACUCCUUACAAACUCAAACUAACACAAUAUGUCCGACCUCACCUACCUCAUCACCGGUGCCAAUCGAGGCAUCGGUCUUGGCCUCGUAGCCCACUAUUUAUCGCUCUCAAACACCACCGUCAUUGCUACAGCUCGAAACGUUGACUCGGCUUCCAAACUUACCAGCCUGAAGCACCAUGCCAGCAGCCGUCUCAUUACCAUCCAGCUGGACAAUCUCGACCCCUCUUCCAUCGUCUCAGCUAUCUCCAAACUGGGCCCGAAGUACGGUAUCACCGCCAUUGACGUCGUGAUCGCGAACGCCGGGCUGGGUUCCUUCUGGGGUACCGCACUCAACACGCCGCUCGAAGAAUUCAGCAAGCAUUUGGCCGUCAACGCAACCGGCACACUCGCGCUCUUCCAAGCCGUCUAUCCGCUACUCGAGAAGAGUACCGCCAAAGAGCCAAAGUUCAUCCCGAUUGGAACUCCAGUGGGCGGCAUCUCCGAAAUUGAGAACUACCCGCUCGGAAGCACAGCGUACGGUUCGAGCAAGGCUGCGCUGAACUUUUUGACUCGCAAGAUCCAUUUCGAGCACGAGAAGCUCUGUGUAUUCCCGUUGGCUCCUGGAUGGGUCCAGACGGAUAUGGGCCAAGGCGCGGCCGAGUCCGUGGGUAUGGAGGCUGCGCCUACGACUAUAGACGAAUCUGUUGCAGGGUUAUCCAAGACGAUUGACAACGCGACGAGAGCGACUUUGGGCGGCGUGUUUGCGUCGUACGAUGGAAAGGUCUAUGGCUGGUAA
Molecule: messenger RNA, 893 nt
Organism: Mytilinidion resinicola
Lineage: Eukaryota; Fungi; Ascomycota; Dothideomycetes; Mytilinidiales; Mytilinidiaceae
Product: aflatoxin biosynthesis ketoreductase-like protein nor-1
Exons: 4
Coding region: 147-893 (248 amino acids)
Molecular function (GO): oxidoreductase activity
Source: RefSeq, a predicted model, not a curated record